Octopus sinensis (East Asian common octopus) is the source of this 1283-nucleotide messenger RNA. RefSeq names its product N(4)-(Beta-N-acetylglucosaminyl)-L-asparaginase. The record is from RefSeq and is a predicted model, not a curated record. Gene Ontology annotation, biological process: protein deglycosylation. The coding region runs from base 45 to 1100 and encodes 351 amino acids. Gene Ontology annotation, molecular function: N4-(beta-N-acetylglucosaminyl)-L-asparaginase activity. The transcript is spliced from 8 exons. Gene Ontology annotation, cellular component: lysosome. Lineage: Eukaryota; Metazoa; Mollusca; Cephalopoda; Octopoda; Octopodidae.
AUAACUCUUUGCAUAUAUACUGAAAUUUCAUUUCUUCUUGAAUCAUGUCGUGGAAGGUGUGUUUAUUAUUAUUCCUCUUUAUUUCUUUCGCUCGAUCUUCGAGUUCAAACUUGCCUAUAGUCGUAAACACAUGGCCUUUUAUUACAGCAAAUGCGAAAGCUUGGAGUGUGAUCAACAAUAAAGGAAGAUCUGCUUUAGAUGCUGUUGAGCAAGGAUGCUCCAUGUGUGACGUGUAUCGACAAUGUGGCUCAAGUGUUGGAUAUGGUGGAUCACCUGAUGAAAAUGGAGAAACAACUCUCGAUGCAAUGAUAAUGGAUGGAAUCACUCAUUCUGUUGGAGCAGUUGGUGGCCUGAAAAGGGUCAAGUCAGCAAUAUCUGUGGCCCGUGCAGUGAUGAAAUAUACUGAGCAUACACUGCUCGUUGGAGAUGCAGCCACGAAAUUUGCUCUUCAGAUGGGCUUUAAGGAAUCAGAUUUGCAUACAAAUAAAUCAAUAGCAGUAUGGAAGAAGUGGCGUUCAGGUAAAUGCCAACCAAACUACUGGAAAGAUGUUGAACCAGACCCUAGAAAACACUGUGGACCUUACAAACCUGCCAAUCGUGGCAACCUUCUUUACAAAUUUCAUGACCCACAAAGUUCACCUGAUAUCUCCGAAUCCAACCAUGACACCAUUGGUAUGAUUGUUGUUGAUGCCAAAGGUAAUGUGGCAGGAGGAACUUCAACAAAUGGAAUGACCCACAAAAUUCCUGGGAGAGUUGGUGAUUCACCUAUUGUUGGUGCUGGUGCUUAUGUGGACAACGCAGUCGGUGGUGCUGUAGCUACAGGUGAUGGAGACGUUAUGAUGAGAUUUUUACCAAGCUUCCAUGCUGUUCUCUUGAUGCAAGAGGGUUUAAGUCCAACAGAAGCAACGAGAAAAGCUUUGCUUCCCAUAAUCAAGAAAUACCCAAAUUUUAACGGCGCACUUGUGGCUACCACCAUCACUGGUGAAUAUGGUGCAGCCUGUCAUAAUUUUGGUGGAUCAGUUUGGUACACAGUCACAAAUCCUUCAUUGGAAAACUCAACUGUUUUCAGAAUAAAAUGUUCUAAAACUUUCCAAUUUUGACCCAAAACAACAUUUACCAAAGCGCAUUUACCGACAUGAGAUGUUCGAAAAGAAAAUUCCACAAUGACGCCAGUGAAGAUGAGAACAUCAACUAACCACACAUUUUAAUCAUGAGGAAAGAAGCCGAAGAAUGGUGCUAGUAUCUUAUAAAACAAGUGAAAUAAAUGUAUUAUUCUUUUAUUA